CUCUAAGGAAUUUGUGUUUGUGUCCGAUGCUGUGCGCUCAGACUUGACCAUGUUUGGGCAUAGAGGCUCAACCCACAUAGGACCAAAGGCUGCUUCCCUGGAGCCAGCUGUGAGGCCAAACUUUCUGCGGCAGCUCUGAGGUCUCUUUUGGGGUGGGGGUAGGAGGCUGGGAAGAAAGAAACUAUCAGCCGGCUGAAGAGCCCCAGGGAAGCAGGGAACUGCAGCAGUCCCAUCAUGGCAUUACAGACAGUGGGAUCUGGACAAGCUGGAGGUUCAAGACUACUUUGUGACCAAGAGGCUCCCCCGUUUCCUUCCCCUCUGAGCACCCGGAACUGCAAUGACUGCUGCCCUCAGACAACAUGGUGAAGAAGCUGGUGAUGGCCCAGAAGCGGGGAGAGACACGAGCGCUUUGCCUGGGAGUGGCCAUGGUGCUGUGCGCUGUCAUCACCUACUAUAUCCUGGGCACAACAGUGCUGCCUCUCUACCAGAAAAGCGUGUGGACCCAGGAAUCCACCUGCCAUCUGAUUGAGACCAACAUCAGGGACCAGGAGGAGCUGGAAGGCAAGAAGGUGCCCCAGUACCCAUGCCUGUGGGUCAACGUAUCAGCUGUGGGCAAGUGGGCUGUACUGUACCACACUGAGGACACUCGGGACCAGAACCAGCAGUGCUCCUACAUCCCAGUCAGCCUGGACAAUUACCAGAUGGCCCUGGCUGACGUGGAGAAGGUCAGAGCCAAUUUCCUUGAGCAAAAGGUUUUCUACUGCUUCUCGACAACUCGGGAAAAUGAGACGAGCGUUCUGUACCAGCGCCUCUAUGGGCCCCAAGCCCUCCUAUUCUCCCUCUUCUGGCCCACCUUCCUGCUGACCGGCGGCCUCCUCAUUAUCGCCAUGGUGAAGCUCAACCGCUCCCUCUCCAUCCUGGCGGCCCAGAGGUAGACUGAACUAUAUCAUGCCACAUGUUCAUUGGGUGAGUCCCUGGAGCUGUUCCCCACAUGAAUGCCCACCCUUCCUCCCCUGCCUCCCAUUUCUCCCUCCAAGCCAUCCUGUCCUCUACUGCACGGUUGACCUUUGGGAAAUCUGUUAAGUAAAGUUCCUGUUCAGGAAUGUACAGUGGCUCCCUAGUGCCUCAGAGAAGCCAGCCAGUAGCAGCUCUCGCCUACCUGCCCUCACUCAGUCAGCUCAUACUUGCUUCCUACUGUGUCACUCUCUACCCCACAAAUGACCAGGGCUGUCACCUACCUCUGUGCCUAUGUUUUCCCUAUUUGCUCAAAAGCCUGCCUACCCCAUCCAGGAAGCUCUCCUUAGCAAACCUUAGUGCCUUCUUUUAAUUCCACAAUCAACACAAUAUCAGCUCCCACUUCCAGGGCACACUUAGUGUUCUGCUUUCCUUUUUAGCAUACUAAGUCUUAUCUACAUUUUUCUCCCAAUACUUUAAAAUACUGUUAUUCUUCAUUAUUCACAGGGAACCACUUUCAAGAUCCCCUUCUGAUGUCCAAAUCCACAAAUGCUGUGAUUUAAAUAGUAUCUUAUUAUAGAUAACCUAUGCACAUUCUCACAAAUGCUUUAAAUCACUUCUAGAUGAUGUAUAAGACCUACUACAAUUUAAAUGCUAUGCAAAUAGUUGUAAUACUAGACUGUUUCAGGAAUAAUAAGAAGAAAAAUGUCUGUCCACGCUCAGGACAGAUGCAAUUUUUCCCCCAAAUAUUUUCAAUCUGCUGUUGAUUGUAUCCACUGUUGUGGAACCUGCUGACUGUACACACAAAGUAAUAAACUCAGCAAAUAAACCAAAGCACAUAAAAAUGUUAA
Messenger RNA from Chinchilla lanigera (long-tailed chinchilla), 1805 nucleotides. RefSeq names its product potassium channel subfamily M regulatory beta subunit 1 (gene Kcnmb1). The transcript is spliced from 5 exons. The record is from RefSeq and is a predicted model, not a curated record. Bases 360 to 935 code for a protein of 191 amino acids. Gene Ontology annotation, molecular function: calcium-activated potassium channel activity; potassium channel regulator activity. Gene Ontology annotation, cellular component: voltage-gated potassium channel complex; membrane. Gene Ontology annotation, biological process: potassium ion transport; detection of calcium ion. Lineage: Eukaryota; Metazoa; Chordata; Mammalia; Rodentia; Chinchillidae.